Messenger RNA from Venustampulla echinocandica, 1050 nucleotides. Its product is annotated as Electron transfer flavoprotein subunit alpha, mitochondrial. NCBI's taxonomy places the organism in Eukaryota, Fungi, Ascomycota, Leotiomycetes, Helotiales, Pleuroascaceae. The record is from RefSeq and is a predicted model, not a curated record. The transcript is spliced from 2 exons. Bases 1 to 1050 code for a protein of 349 amino acids. Gene Ontology annotation, cellular component: mitochondrion. Gene Ontology annotation, molecular function: electron transfer activity; flavin adenine dinucleotide binding.
AUGAUUCCACGAAUAAGCCAUUCGGUUUUACGCCAGACGCGCGCUCAAUUACGAUCGAAGAAUGGCCCAACUCCCGUUGCAUCGCUGUCCGCUCUUGCUCGACUGCUGUCAUCAUUAGCUGUUCUCGAGCAGAAGGAUGGCAAACUCAACCACAGUUCUCUCGGUGCAGUGACUGCAGCGCUGAAGUUGGGUGGAUCGAUUACUGGGUUCGUUGCCGGCGGGAAUAUAAAGGCGGUAGCAGAGGAAGCAGCAAAAGUUAAAGGACUUGAGAAGAUAAUUGCGGUAGACAAUGCUGCGUAUGAUAAGGGACUGCCAGAGAACUAUGCCCCGUUACUUGCAGAGAACAUUAAGAAGGGUGGCUUCACACAUGUCAUUGCGGGCCAUACUGCGUUUGGAAAGGGUCUCCUGCCCCGCGUUGCGGCGUUACUUGAUGUCCAACAGAUAUCAGACAUCACAGCGAUUGAGGACGAGAAGACCUUUGUACGCCCUAUUUAUGCCGGAAAUGCAAUUGCCACCGUCGAAUCGUCCGAUGAGAUCAAGGUCAUUACAAUUAGAGGAACCGCGUUCCCAGCAGCUGAGGCGGAAGGUGGAUCCGCAUCAAUCGAAGAUGGAGUGGACCCCAAGGCAGCAUGCCCUACCGAAUGGGUCUCAGAAGACCUUGCAAAGUCAGACAGACCUGAUCUGGCGACAGCGGGCAAGGUUGUAUCUGGUGGCCGGGGAUUAAAGUCUAAGGAGGAAUUCGACCGCAUCAUGCUGCCGUUAGCAGAUGCCCUGGGAGCGGCGGUUGGUGCUUCAAGAGCAGCAGUGGACAGCGGCUAUGCGGACAACAGUCUUCAAGUGGGGCAGACUGGAAAAGUGGUAGCCCCUCAAUUAUAUCUGUGUGCGGGCAUUUCAGGAGCUAUCCAACAUUUGGCCGGCAUGAAGGACAGCAAGGUCAUUGCCGCGAUCAACAAGGAUGCUGAUGCGCCUAUUUUCCAAGUUGCUGAUGUUGGGCUGGUGGGAGAUCUGUUUGAAAAGGUACCAGAACUUACUGAGAAGCUUAAACAGUAA